CGUGAGAGGGGAAGUACGUUGCCCCUCGUCGCUCCCACCACCUGUCUCAUCCGUGCAGUGAAGCGACGCGCGCUGUGUCCCCCAGCUGCGUCGAACCAGCUGCUUGGAAAAAUAUUACGAGAUUCCAAGAGCAAAGAAAAAGAAAGAGAGAGAAUGAGAGGAUGUCGCGGAAAAUGAACCUUUGAACCUUACAAGUGAGCCAGAAUCUGAACACGCGUCUCAGUACUCGGACGUGAGCCCAUGAAUUAAUCUUGAACGUGUGAGUACUUCGCCGGUCUUUCUCCUUACCUCCUUUCACUGCCUAAUCAAAGUGACAGUUUCCUGAAAUACGAAACCGGGUCUUCCUCUCUUCCUUUCCUCCCUCCUUCCUUCCCUUCCUUCCUUCCUGGUUCCGUUCUUCUAUCCCGCCUCUCCUUUAUUUUCCGUUUUUUUUUUAAUGUAGCACUUCCUAAUCCCUGUUUACCCCGAAGUAUUGUUUCCCGCAGCGUUUUUUCCAUCCUAACCUAACUUGUACAGCAUUAGCUACAAUCCUCAAUAGAUUUCACCUUCAAAGACAAUCCCUAACCAUAAUCUUCUUUUGAACCUUUAUUUUUACCCACUUAGCCAUCUAUCCCCGUCAUCCUUUCCCUAACCUUCCUCUCCAUCCAGUACCAACACCCACACAUCCCUUCCCGCUUCCUCGGCCUUUCUUCCCCUGCUGUAACAAGAGAGCGGCGGACCUAAGGCAAGCAAACAGGACCUCCCCAAGAUGCGUGAAGGUGGUAGCGGCUCCCCACGCAUCGACAAGGGAGUAUUAUGAGGGGUGUUGGAUUCCGCACCCUCGCCACUACCUCUGUUUGGCUCCCUAGUGCUAUGUUUCGGCGCUCGAGUGCAAGGUGGACGCGUUACUGCUAGCCUGCCAUCUCUCCUCGUCUCCUCCCCGCCUAACCCUCACCUGUCGCCUCCAAGACACAGGUGAUUAGGGAUUACUGCAGGUGACUCCCUCGCUACGGCCCCCCGCUAGAUCUCCACGUUGUCUCCGGUCACAAGAAGUAGAAUGCGCCAGGUUCCAGGCAUCAGCGUGGAGGGCCUGGACGAGGGCACGGCGCCCCCCCACCUCGACCCACCAGCUACCCCCACCCCUCUCCACGCCGCCGUGUACGACUGGCAUGAAGACGACGACGAUGAUGACUACAUGUACGAACGAGGGGGGAAGAGGAGGCGACAGCGUCUAUUGGAAGUGGGCGGGGCUGGCAGUGGUGACGUCACGGAUUCUUCCUCCGUGAGCGAUGACGUCAGCGUGGGCGUGGGCGGUGGGCGGGGAGAGCGUCGGAGCUCCGGGCGGCGCAAGCGGCCCUCCUCCUCCGCCCGAGAGAGGAACCUUCGUCGGCUGGAGAGCAACGAGAGGGAGAGAAUGAGGAUGCACUCCCUCAACGAUGCUUUCCAGGCACUGAGGGAGGUCAUUCCACACGUCAAGAGAGAGAGGAAGCUGUCCAAGAUCGAAACACUAACGUUAGCCAAGAACUACAUCAUGGCUCUGACCAAUGUAGUGUGCGAGAUGCGAGGGGAAGACAAACCAUACCAACUCUUCCCUGAAAAGUCACCUGGUAAUGAUGCCUCGUCCCCCUCCAGUACUUGUAUCCCUGAAGACCCCACCACCAUCACUGACGCCGCCGACACCACCACUACUAACGAUGACACCACCACUACGACUACCACCCCUACUACUACUACUACUACUACUACUACUACGGCUACGACCACGACUCCGAUCUCCCCGCCAGAUGCAGACAACAACAACAGCAUUCAUAAAGAAGUAUCGUUGUUUUGAGAUAAGGCACGGCACAAGUCGCCCUCUGUUUGCGCCGCUGUGCCGUUGUGUCCCCUGGAUGAACACCACCGCCAUCACCACACAGUGCAGUGACGCCUUCUGCUGGGAGUGGGAGGUGCUUGCUGUCCAUUUUCUUUUACCUCUUCAGCGUCGCCGUCAGACAGUUACCUAGUUCCUCAAGGUGAAUUCCGUUUUCUUUGUUUUAGGGGGGAUUUAAAUGCGAUGGUGGACUUGUGUAAUAUUUGAUGGUUGGUUAUUUGUUAUUUGUUUAUUAUUAUUAUUAUUAUUAUUAUUAUUAUUUAUUUAUUAUUAUUUUUUUUUUUAUGGGUUCUUAUUCAUCGCAUUUCAUUGCUACGCUAAUGACCAAAAGAAUCCAUGUUGAUGAUCAUCGUUUAUGAAUGCCUUGUCGCCAUCAUCAUCAUCAUCAUCAUCAUCAUCACCAUCAUCAUCACCAUCAUCAUCAUCACCAUCAUCAUCACCAUCAUCAUCAUCACCAUCACCAUCAUCAUCAUUAUCACAAUCACCACCAACGACAACAACAUCUUAAUCUUACCAUCAUCAUCAUCACCAUCACAGUUCUAGUCGUUGCAUCAUCACAACAUCACCAUCAUAUCACCAUUACCACACACAGUAACUGAUAAGAACACCAUCACUGCAGGUAAUAGUGUUUACUGUUCACCAUCAUCACCAUCGUCAUCAUCAUCAUCAUCAUCAUCAUCAUCAUUAUCACCACCAUCACCAUACAUCUGUCUACAGCGGCCACGUAUACACUUAACUAAUAAGGAGAAAGAGAGAUAAAAAGAAAAUAAGAGAGAGAAACAAGAAGAAUAAGAAAAAAUAUAUAAAUUCUUGAAAGUGAUCCGAAAAAGAAACAAGAUUUUUCGGUAUCAUGUGGCAUUUGAUCCUCCUCCUCCUCCUCCUCCUCUUCCUCUUCUCAGAAACAGAGGAUCAAGGGAGGAAAAAGAAGAGGAAGAACAGAAGGAGAAGGAGGAGCAGGAAGAGUAGCAAGUCACAACAUGAAGAAGUGAGCAAAGAGCGUUAAAAGUAAGGAAGUUUUAAAGUGACGUUGAUUUGAAGUUUGUAUAUUGACCGUCACGGAGCCAACACAAACUUGAGAACGAACACUCCUCCAACCCCCACCGCAACACGGAAACACAACCUCAACUCUCCUAUACGUGCAUCACUUGAAGGAGAAAACGAGAGAGGAAAAACAUGAAAAGAAAACUACGGAAAGAGGAUGCGAAACCAAGAGAGAGAGAGAGAGAGAGAGAGAGAGAGAGAGAGAGAGAGAGAGAGAUACUUGGCCUUGACGGGGAAACGAACGGAAAGAUGUAGAAAUUUUCUGGUGUUUCUGAAGAAGUCUUGCCGUAGCAGAAGUUCUUGUUUAUCUGAUGCUUGAAAGACACCAGCCAUAUUGCCACUGGGUCCCGACUGAAGACUUACCAGAAAAACAAAUCAAGAAAAAUAUCUCCGGGAAAGCAAGCAAGGGAAUACACAUCUGCUGAGGGGAAGAUCGAGGCCAGCGAGGCAAAUUUAUGCAAGAAAAAUAUGUUAUAUGCCAGAUAAGAGGGGAUGGAAAAGUGCAGAAGAGUGAAUCGUGAAGGGAAGAAUGCCUGUGAUGGUCAUUCAUUUUUCAUCCGCGUGCGCAGUGAAGACUACGAAGCUACGAAGAAGAGGAACGAAGAAAGAAGGCGUAGAAAAAAAAUGAAAGAAGAAGAAUAGACGGUAAAGAUGCUGGAAAUAACGUGUUUGCUGACAACGAAACAAAAUAAAAGUGAAAGGACACUAUUUUCAACAAGAUUUUUUGAGAACGUGUGACGAACGUGAACGAAAAUAAAUGAAAACGCGAAAGAAAACACAAAAAAGAAGCUGUGUGUAUGUAUGCGUGUGUUUACGAGAGAGAGAGAGAGAGAGAGAGAGAGAGAGAGAGAGAGAGAGAGAGAGAGAGCAGUGCGUCGUCCCAGUGCCAAAAUUGACGCACGGUUCUAGUCUUAGUCAGUCACAGUAUUGUCCAGCUGCAGUGACGCUGGGCUGCACCGUUCUAGUCUCGUUGCGAUGAAGGAAGGAAGGAAGGAAGGAAGGAAGCAGAUAAAGCUGUAGUAGCUCUUUAGUUCUUCUCUCCCUUCGUACUUGUUGUGCAUGGUCUUCGCGUUCUUUCGGGAAUAACACUUUUAUGCCCCGAGAAAGCAGGCAGGGUUGAACAGAUGGAGAGUAACGCUUACACUUUCCCGAGAGAACAAAAAUGUUUACGUGUAAUCAUUAAGUUAAGCAAGAAAAAUGCAUUCUAGUUUUAUGAGGAAAGAGAGAUAAGAAAAAAAUUUAUUAUUGAGAAACAUUUGAUGAAAUAUUUAUGCAUAAUCUUCCUUUGUAAGAGUAUACAUAGAAGAGUUCUAUUAUUAUAAAUAUAAAUAUAUAUAAAUGAUGUAUAUUAGAGUAUAUCGAGAGCUGUGUCUAUUUUUUAAUACUACCAUAGUGUUCUGUCUCUAGUCCAUAGUGUUACAUGUCAGUGGGUCGUGAAUUCCUGCAGCUCCUCCACGUGUAUAAGAAGAUACUGGCGUCGGUGUGAGGGUCAGUGUGUUCCUGGGUCAUGAGGGAGAUGUGUGCGCGCCGUUGCUCAAACUCGAGAACACCACCACCCCAUUACAACCAAUAAGUUCACAUCGAAACUCUGUAAAUGUGUUUGCUUCCGCUUGUGUUUGAGGAAUAUUUCACUGUGUGUUGACUUACUGCUUCGUUCCAAGCUCUCGGGGGCUGGAAGUGCCAGACGGCGGCGGCGGGCACGAGGUUCCAACUUUACUGUAUGUUAGUUUUAUGUUAUAUUGAGGCAUUUAUUACCUUAUAUUUAUUUUAGUCUCCCUCCUGACGCAAGCGACCGACGCUCAGUAUCAUCACCACCCAGGCAGGAAGGUGGUGACGUGCCCUAUGUGUGUGUGUGUGUGUGUGUGUGUGUGUGUGUGUGUGUGUGUGUGUGUGUGUGGCGUGUGUCUCCAGGCGAUACUCCGCAAAAACUGGAUGUGACGCAGAGGAGAGCGAUAGGAAGGAUAGGCAAAAAAAAAAAAAUAUGACGUAGAAGGUGAUAGAAAUGUGUUAUUGAGUCAUGUGAAUGUUGUGUGGAUGGGUGGAGAACAAGGGAGAAAAGCUAGAUGAGAGCUGUGUGUGUGUGUGUGUGUGUGUGUGUGUGUGUGUGUGUGUGUGUGUGUGUGUG
Messenger RNA from Portunus trituberculatus (swimming crab), 5015 nucleotides. Its product is annotated as protein dimmed-like. Gene Ontology annotation, molecular function: protein dimerization activity. Lineage: Eukaryota; Metazoa; Arthropoda; Malacostraca; Decapoda; Portunidae. The transcript is spliced from 6 exons. The record is from RefSeq and is a predicted model, not a curated record. Bases 1037 to 1810 code for a protein of 257 amino acids.